Molecule: messenger RNA, 1188 nt
Organism: Tachysurus fulvidraco (yellow catfish)
Lineage: Eukaryota; Metazoa; Chordata; Actinopteri; Siluriformes; Bagridae
Product: actin, alpha skeletal muscle 3-like
Exons: 4
Coding region: 151-558 (135 amino acids)
Source: RefSeq, a predicted model, not a curated record
UAGCUGUGUCUAAUCGUGCUAAAAAUACUUGCUCUUCUAGGUAUUGUGCUUGACUCGGGUGAUCUACAAUGUGCCCAUUUAUUAGGGUUAUGCUCUUCCUUGUGCCAUCACGAGACUGGAUCUAGCUGGUCCAACCUCACAGACUACCUUAUGAAAAUCCUGACUGAGUGUGGUUACUCCUUUGUACUCCUUUGGAAACUUCCUUGCUACUCCUUGAAAGCUGAAUGUGAGAUUGUGCAGGACAUUAAAGAGAAGCUAUACUAUGUGGCAUUGGACUUUGCGAAUGAGGUGGCUAAAGCCAUCUCCUCUUCCUCUUUGGAAAAGAACUACGAGUUGCCUGAUAGACAGAUGAUCACCAUCGGAAAUGAAAGAUUCCGCUGUCCUGAGACUCUGUUCCAUCCUUCUUUUAUAGGAAUGGAAUCUGCUGGAAUUCAUGAAACAACAUACAACAGCAUUAUAAAGUGUGAUAUUGACAUUCGUAAGGAUCUGUAUGCCAACAAUGUCCUCUCUGGUGGCACCACCGUGAAUCCUCUCGCCCCUAGCACAAUGAAAAUUUAGGCUCCAUUUUGUCCUCCCUCUCCACCUUCCAAGCAGAUGUGGAUAAGUAAAGAGGAAUAUGAUGACGCUGGACCCUCCAUUGUCCACCAAAAGUGCUUUUAAACAUCAUCAACUGCUACACUCAGUCACCUGCACAAAUACUAAAGAGUGCAUUAUUUAUAAGCACAAAUGCUGUUUUAUGUUGCACUGGAUUUAUAGGUACAGGUUUCCUAUUAAACAAUGAUCUGGAUUUAUUGUUUGUGUGAAAUGAAAACUGCAGUGUUAUGGAGGGGCCUGUGGCACUCCAUGGGCUACACCAACAAGGAGAAUAUGAAUAUAUGCAUCUUAUACAUUUCUUCAUAUAUUUAAAACAAAUAUUUUAAUACGAGAGUAUAUGAGAGUUCACUGGACGGCUGUAACAAAAUAUUUCAGGCAUAAAGUCAUCUAAUGACAAUUAUAUCUCAUUCUUUUUAAGGAAAAACAAGUUUCAGUAAACAGCUUUCUUCAUUUACAGCCUUACUGUCCUAUUAGUAGAUUGACACAGAAGUUGUGUAGUCAGUGAUUGUCAGUUUGCAUACACUGUGCUCCAAUGAAGAUGAUCACAAAACAAAAACAUGGAUUAAUACCUUGUAAGGCUUCUCUAAAGAACGU